AUGAUUUCAUCAUUCGGAUGUAUGCAGAACGCUCGUUCUGUAGCCGCGGAUCCGAUAUUCUAUCGUGGGGAGAACUGGCAUCUCAUGCUGGGGUAUUGUUUCGUAUCCCACAUCCAUCAAGCGAAUCAUGUGGAGGAGGAGGUGAUGACAGCCGAAUCAGAUCAACCGGGCAUCUAUCAAGUAGCUAAGUAUCUACUAGAAGCCCGCACCAUCAGCCCACGUCCACGUCUCUCGCUCAUCACAUGUGAGAUAGAUACCCACGCGCGCAAAUAUACAGCCCUGGUAGGCUUCAACACAGAUGCUGGGACUGACCGAAUCGGGCGAAACGAGAACGAGGAGAACGCGGGGAAAUCACCGGACGAGGAUCGCUAG
Molecule: messenger RNA, 372 nt
Organism: Pseudocercospora fijiensis CIRAD86
Lineage: Eukaryota; Fungi; Ascomycota; Dothideomycetes; Mycosphaerellales; Mycosphaerellaceae
Exons: 3
Coding region: 1-372 (123 amino acids)
Source: RefSeq, a predicted model, not a curated record